AUGGACAUCGAAUUGCGCCGGCUGCGGGCUGAGAACGCCCAGCUCAGGCAGGACCUCGCGAGCUGCCGGCAGCAACUCGCCGCCCUCCACGCCGCCCUGAAGCGGCAGCAGCCCUACGCGCGGGGCGCCGGAGGCUUUCCGCCGCCGCGGCCGCCGCCGGCGACGAGAGGGGGCGGCGAGGCGCCGCGCAACUCGCUCGACGCGCUCUGGCGGGAAGCGGUCGAGGCCGGCGCCCCGGCGGCGACGGCGGCGAGCCCGCCCGCGAGCCCGCCCGCGCCCGCGCCGCCCGCGCCGCCGCCCGGCGACCCCAUCGCGCCCGAUCUCUUCGCCCCAGCCGACGCCGUCGCGCCGAGCGACGCGUUCGGCGCGCGCGCGGUCGCCACGCCCGCGGCCGCGGCACCCCCGACGGACGACCCGUUCGGCUUCGGCGGGCUGUUCGGAGCCGCACCCGCGGCCGCGGUUGUUGCACCGUCGUCCCCCGGCGGGCUCUUGGGGGCCGCGCCCGCGGCACCCCGGACGUUCGCGCUCUUCGACGCCGGGGGCGGCGACGAAUCGGCGACGGAGGAGUCCGAGGAUGACGCGCCCGCGCCCGCCGCCACUACGCCGGACGACGGCGCUGCCGCCGCCGAACGUGCGCGGCGCAAGGAGCGCCGCAAAGCGAAGAAGGAGAAGGAGCGGGAGAAGGAGCGGCGGCGCGAGGAGAAGCGGCGGGCGCGACGCGCGCGCGGCGCCGCCGCGCCGCCCACCGCGUACGCGUCCGGCCCGGCGUGGGAGCACGCCGGGACGGCACGCGGCGGGCGCUACGGCGGCCACGGCAAUCCCGCGUUCGCCGACGCGCGCGACGCGCCUGACGACGACGGCCUCGCCGCGCGCGCGGGGUCGGCGGCCCUGGGUCUCUUCGGCGCCGCCAAGGACGCCGUCUCCUCGUACGUCGAGGGCCCGACUGGCGGCUUCGCCGGCGGCCGGUCGUACUCGUCCUACUGA
Pelagomonas calceolata is the source of this 984-nucleotide messenger RNA. The record is from the annotation of a GenBank genome assembly. NCBI's taxonomy places the organism in Eukaryota, Pelagophyceae, Pelagomonadales, Pelagomonadaceae.